Leptosomus discolor (cuckoo roller) is the source of this 273-nucleotide messenger RNA. Its product is annotated as C-C motif chemokine 4 homolog. Lineage: Eukaryota; Metazoa; Chordata; Aves; Leptosomiformes; Leptosomidae. Gene Ontology annotation, cellular component: extracellular region. Gene Ontology annotation, biological process: antimicrobial humoral immune response mediated by antimicrobial peptide; inflammatory response; positive regulation of cell migration. Gene Ontology annotation, molecular function: chemokine activity; CCR chemokine receptor binding. The record is from RefSeq and is a predicted model, not a curated record.
AUGAAGGUCUCUCUGGCUGCCCUCGCCAUUCUCAUUGCUGCCUUCUGCUACCAGACCUCCGCCGCACCACUCGGCUCUGACCCACCGACCUCCUGCUGCUUCACCUACACCUCCCGCCAGCUGCCCCGCAGCUUCGUGGUGGAGUACUACGAGACCAACAGCCAAUGCUCCUACCCGGCCGUCGUGUUUGUCACAAAGAAAGGCCGUGAAGUCUGCGCCAACCCUGAGCAGGACUGGGUCCAGCAGUACGUGAAUGAGCUGGAGCUCAACUGA